AUGUAUUUUUCAACUUUUUUAAUGGGUUUGGGAUUCAGUACUGUUAUAACUGGAGUUUGGCCUUAUUUAGACAAAUUAGAUCCCUCAGCUGGAAAAGAAUUUAUGGGUAUUAUUGUUGCUGGGCACCCAUUUGGUCAAAUGAUUUUUGCACCUUUAAUAGGAUGGUGGUCGAAUAAAAGUAAAAGCAUUCUUGUCCCAUUACAGCUUUGUAUUUUAAUAUUUACUUUUUCAAGUGCUUGGUACUCAUUGCUUGAACUUAAUACUAGUCACAGGAAGUACUGGAUGUUCCUAACAAGAUUUUUAACAGGAAUAAGUUCAUCUAAUAUGGCAGUUUGUCGUUCUUACAUAUCUGCCGCUACAACACUUAGCGAAAGGACAAAAUCAGUGUCGAUGAUUGCUUUUUUUCAAGUUUUAGGUUUUAUUAUAGGCCCUGGAAUACAAGCUGGUUUAUCUCCGCUUGGAGACAAAGCCAAUUAUUAUAUUUUUAAUGUCAUACCUUUUAACAUGUACACAGCAGCAGGUUGGUUAAAUGUUUUUCUAGGUAUUAUAAAUAUUUUUCUGUUUUCUCCACUAAUAUUCAAACCGAAAAAAAUUGCUGCAAAAGAAGCUAUGCUAAUGCAAAAUGCCGAGUCUGAAAAAGCUACAUGGAAAGGAAAAAAAACUGACUACUAUUCUGCCAUCACCCUUAUAGUUGCCUUUUUUCUAUUAAAUUUUCACUUUGUACUUUUAGAAACAUUAGCUGCUCCUUUAACAAUGGAUCAGUUUGGUUGGUCUAAGCAAGAUUCAUUAUUUUAUAUAGGAAUAUUAAUGGUCAGUGGAGCUUUAGUUGCUUGCCUUGCAUUUUUUGCAAUGUCACCAUUAACAAAAAAGUUUAACGAAAGCCUUGUAUUGAUAUGGGGUGGAUUUGCAUUUAUGGCAGUUGGUUCGAUAUUUUUAAUUCCUUGGGGACCACAUACACCUCCUAUUGCCAAUGCCUUAUCAGACAAUAUCACAACUAAUGAUUUCAUUAAUAAGACUGAAAGUUUGGGUUGUCCUCCUAGCCAAGAAUGGUGUGCCUACACUCCUGCCUUAACUUUGACUCAAUUUAUUAUUUCAUAUGCACUUACUUCAAUGGGUUAUCCGACAGGUCUGGCAUUAAUACAAUCACUUAUUUCAAAAGUUUUAGGACCUAGGCCUCAGGGAACAUGGAUGGGUGUAAUGGUUGGAAUCGGUUGUUUGGCUAGGGUUAUGGGUCCAGUUUUUAUUAGUAUAAUUUACACAAGAUACGGAACGAUAGUUACAUUUUCACUAACGACAAUAUUGCAAUUUUUAAUAUUGAUUUGGCUUUCAUUAUUAAAUCGAAGAAUCAAUAACGCCAUUUUAGUACAUGUUAAAAAAGAUGCGGAUGUGGAUGAUGGUAAAGAACUUAAAACAUUCAGUCAUUCUUAUUCUGAUAAAGAUGGAGGCGUAAAUGGUAUUUAA
Messenger RNA from Pediculus humanus corporis (human body louse), 1461 nucleotides. RefSeq names its product multidrug resistance protein, putative. The transcript has 8 exons. Gene Ontology annotation, cellular component: lysosomal membrane. The record is from RefSeq and is a predicted model, not a curated record. Bases 1 to 1461 code for a protein of 486 amino acids. Gene Ontology annotation, biological process: transmembrane transport. Gene Ontology annotation, molecular function: transmembrane transporter activity. NCBI's taxonomy places the organism in Eukaryota, Metazoa, Arthropoda, Insecta, Psocodea, Pediculidae.